UUUAAAAUGUCAAUUGUGCUAAAUGGCUGAUGAGUAAGGGUGGGAAAAAUAAAACUCAAUUGAUUUAAAUUGUAAGAAAAAAAUCUGAAGGUAAUUAGAUUCCUGGUCCUAUAAACGAAAUUGAAUUCCUCAGACGUUUAAUUCGAAAAUUUAUCAAUUUUUGUCCACUUAAAUUUCAAGAAAACUAAAAUUCGGGCAAAUAUUUUUUUAUGGCAGAGCUAAUGAUGAAGCGAAGGACUUUAGCAGGGACAUGUGGAUUGGGAAUCUUCGUAAUAGCUUUAGUAACAACUCUUGUAGCAUUUACAACACCAAGUUGGAUUGUGAGCGAUCAUCGAAUAACUGGAGCAAAACUAGAUAAACUGGGAUUAUGGGUACACUGUUUUCGUUCGUUACCAGAUAUACAAGAUGAUAAUAAUAGGAGAUUUUUUGUUGGAUGCAGAUGGGUCUAUGAUCCUUUUACUACCGGAUAUCAUGAAAUAAGAGGUUUCCUCCUACCAGCUUUCAUGAUAACAACGCAAUUUUUUUAUACAUUAUGUUUUAUUGGAGUUUUGGUGUCUUUAUGCCUAGCAUUGUUGUUUCUACUUUGUGCUGGACCUGAUCAAAAAUAUUUUAUACUAUUAAUUAGGAUAUUGAGUUAUCUUUUACUAGGAAGUGGUGUAUGUGGAGCAAUUGCAGUAAUAGUUUUCGCUUGCUUCGGUAAUUUAGAUGAUUGGAUGCCUGGACACGAUAAUAACUGGCUUGGUUAUUCUUUUGGUUUGGCUGUAGUUGGAACCGUUAUGUGUUUUGUUUCAGCAUCUCUAUUUUUAGUGGAAGCUUCGAUACAAACAGUAAAACGCAGGCAAUUUAGCGAAUCACAAACUGGUUUCGGAUUGGAAGUUAAAGCAUAACAUUCCAUUUUUACGUUAAUGCAUAAAUAUAAUAUACAUUAAAUUUUGACAUACAUUAUACGUGUUUAAAAAUGCAAUUGUAAUUUCGAAUCUUUUUUAUUACAUUAAGUAAAAUCAUUUUAAACUGUUUAGAAUAAUUUUUAAUAUUAGAUUUAAGUGAUUUAAUAAUCCGUCCAAAAUUUAUAUUAUAAUUUUUAUUAAGGAUUGACAAUAAAUUGUACAAAACUGAAAUUUUGUAAAAUAAAAUACAUACAUAAGUACAUUAUAAUAUUGCCGAAAUAUUUGUUGCUGCCU
Molecule: messenger RNA, 1181 nt
Organism: Condylostylus longicornis
Lineage: Eukaryota; Metazoa; Arthropoda; Insecta; Diptera; Dolichopodidae
Gene: sinu
Exons: 5
Coding region: 210-887 (225 amino acids)
Biological process (GO): septate junction assembly; regulation of tube size, open tracheal system
Cellular component (GO): septate junction; membrane
Source: RefSeq, a predicted model, not a curated record